Aspergillus aculeatus ATCC 16872 is the source of this 1007-nucleotide messenger RNA. Its product is annotated as mitochondrial import receptor subunit TOM22. The record is from RefSeq and is a predicted model, not a curated record. Gene Ontology annotation, biological process: intracellular protein transport. Gene Ontology annotation, cellular component: mitochondrial outer membrane. The coding region runs from base 90 to 554 and encodes 154 amino acids. NCBI's taxonomy places the organism in Eukaryota, Fungi, Ascomycota, Eurotiomycetes, Eurotiales, Aspergillaceae. The transcript is spliced from 3 exons.
AACUCACCACCGUCUUCAUCUUCACGACCCUCGCGCCCCACCUUCUAUCGCAGUCAAAAUCACACCGUUCAUACUCCCCAAACGUCACAAUGGUCAAGCUCACCGAAGUCGAGGACGAGCACUUCGCCCAGGAGAAGCCUCAGCCCAGCAAGCACAACGUCCUUCUUGCCUCGGAUGACGAAGAGGAGGACGAUGACUACACUGACACCGAAUCCGAGAUCUCCACCGAGUCCUACGAAGAGCUCGAGAGCGAGACCCUGUACGACCGCAUCUAUGCCCUGAAGGACAUGCUCCCGCCCUCCGCUCGCCGCUCCCUCACCUCCACCGUCAACACGGUCACCUCGUUCACAAAGUCCAGCGUGACGUUCAGCGGCAAGGCGCUGUGGAUCAUCAGCACCAGCGCGUUCCUGCUGGGUGUGCCGUGGGCUCUGGCCUACGCCGAGGAGGAGCAGUACAUCCAGAUGGAGCGCGAGCAGGGCAUGAUCAAGGGUGCUAAUGAGAUGCUCACCCCCGGCGCUGCUCCUGCCGAGCAGCAGGCCCAGCCUACUCUGUAAAUGGCCCCCCAAAAACUGAAAAGGAAACAAUUCUCCGUCGCCGAAGGCCGCCAAAGAGGAAAAGAUCGCAACAAUGAGUGAUUGAGGAAGUGUGGAUCGAAAAGAACAACAACAGAUCUCUUCUUCUCCUGCGAUGAGAUCCGCUAUUCGUAUCGUCAUUCACCUUCAUUCCAUUCUCUUCCCUUCCGUGUAUAAACAAGACUCAUCCAGAUGGAACUCCAGGAUUUGCUGGGGCAGACGACGCAAAAAAUGUUAUAUACACUGUACAGAAUGGCCCUGGGGUAUGUGUUCCCCGGCCGGGGGAAGUGAAGAAUCAUGAUGUUCUUCUUCGUUUUCCACUUUUCCCUCAUAUUUUGUUCUCUUUCGGAAAUCUUUGGCCUUUGCUCAUCCCUCUUCCACCCUCCCGUUUCCUUGGGCGAUGUGUGUUGUAUUUGUAUAAUCGGCUUUUUUUUU